Molecule: messenger RNA, 207 nt
Organism: Saprolegnia parasitica CBS 223.65
Lineage: Eukaryota; Oomycota; Saprolegniomycetes; Saprolegniales; Saprolegniaceae
Exons: 2
Coding region: 1-207 (68 amino acids)
Source: RefSeq, a predicted model, not a curated record
AUGAAGAAGCCGAUCGCCAUCCGCCUCCAGGGCACCAACGUCGAGAAGGCCCGUCAGUUGAUCGAAAACAGCGGCUUCCGCAUGAUCGUCGCCAACGACUUGGACGACGCCGCCCAGAAGGCCGUCAAGAUCGCCGACAUUGUUGCCCAGGCCGAGGAGGUCCACGUCAACGUCAGCUUUGACUGGACCUUGGUCCUCGCAGCAUAA